AUGGUCUCACCGUUCCGUGUAGGGAAGACUGUGAACCCUCGAAGACUGUCUAUAAACGAUUCUUUCCAUGACGUUGUGAACAAUAUACGUGGAGCAAUUGAUAAGCUCAAUGGACUAUGGGAUGAGGUGCACAUGUCAGAAGCUGCCAGGACUAGCCGGGUCAAUACCGCGUUUGAGCAUAUUUGUAGCUUACUUAGCGACAUGGUCAAAUCCGAGGAGUGCAUGAUCAGAAAUGUAGGCAUCGAAAUCAGCGACGGUUUAAGGAAAAUCAAUCGCAUGCGCUCACAGCUGGGAAUGGAGCAGUGGGAAAAUAAGAGGGCACCACCAGGAUCGAUUGAAUUGAGGAACUCUAUAAAUUCUGAAAUAAGAAAGUUACUACCGCUUUUUGAAACUCGUCAGAAUGAACAGGCGGAGUUAAUUGACCGCCUCCACCAUCUCUGUUUCCGGCUUGGUUUUGACGAUAGCGAGUUCUCAAUUCCGACGGAGUCUGAUGAACUGAUCUCGGGUGAUAAAUUGGGAGCCCUCGAUGCUCGACGUUUGGAACUAGAAGACGUUCUGCAUAAGCGAGUCAAGAAAGUUCAAAAGUGGCAGAAAGAGCUGAACAAAUUUGUAAGAAAGCUUGGUAACGACUCUCUCUCUGAAGAUGAAGAUUUACGAUCCCUUCUUACCGUCGAUUUCGCCAACGAAGAGACUAGUGUUACCGAAUCUGUGGUAGACACCUUGGAAGAAUACUAUGAUCGAUGGUGUCAAAUGUACACUGAAUACGUACAAGAGAGGGAAUUCCGAUGGCUGGAACUAUAUUCGCGUCUCUCCGAAUUAUGGGAGGCUUGUCACGUGGCGGAUAUAGAGCGUCUCAUACCGCCUUGUUACAAUCCAGACAAGCACUCAGACAAGGACAUCGAUAAGAUUUCAACCGAAAUUUCUCGUCUUGAGAGUCUUUAUGCCGCACGGAAGGAUGUCUUCGACGUGUUGACAGCGUGGAAAGAGAAGUGGGCGGAGAAGCUUGCACUGGAGGAGAAGAAGAAAGAUCCCGAGUAUUUCCAAAAUCGCGGUCGAGAAAACAACGUAUACUUGGAUGCCAAGGUACAGACUUUUUAA
Messenger RNA from Haemonchus placei, 1098 nucleotides. NCBI's taxonomy places the organism in Eukaryota, Metazoa, Nematoda, Chromadorea, Rhabditida, Trichostrongylidae. The record is from the annotation of a GenBank genome assembly.